Messenger RNA from Hevea brasiliensis (rubber tree), 1083 nucleotides. RefSeq lists its product as uncharacterized. The transcript has 2 exons. The coding region runs from base 364 to 969 and encodes 201 amino acids. The record is from RefSeq and is a predicted model, not a curated record. Lineage: Eukaryota; Viridiplantae; Streptophyta; Magnoliopsida; Malpighiales; Euphorbiaceae.
CUCUUUACUUUACGAACCUUUAAAACCAACAUUAGAAAGCAACCAAAUUAACUGAAAAGGCAAAGCAUCUCUUUCCUUCCCAUUCUCUCCUCCAAGAAACCAAACUCAAAUCAAAACCGACAAGCAAAUAAACAAACCCAAUAAAGACGAACGAAAAAGAAGAGGAAGGUUCUUCCUAUAAACAGUGUGAAGCUCCUUCAUGAAGCUUUAAUUCUUUCUAUUGUUUCUGGGUAAAUAACAUAUAUCCUGCAACUGCAAGCUACACCCAAGAUUCAUAAAGAUUAAAGAAUUAAUGGAUCAGUAACUCCUUUUUCUAAUUUUCUCUUGCUCUCUAGAUUUCUGUUUCCAUCAUUUCUUGCUGAUAUGUAUUUUCUUUCUCUCUGUUUUCAAUCUCCGAAAGACCCCUACUACAGUGAAAACACCGCCAGAAGGGUUAAUUCCGCUUCCUCCUCCUCCUCCGUUUCCACCACCAGGGUCCACGUGACUGCUCUCGAUGGCCUUGUCAACGUCAAUUCCCUUUUCACAAUUGCUGUCUUUGUGGGACUCUCUCUCACCACCCCAGGCCAGCGCAGCCUCGAGAAUCGCUCAGCCUGUGACGCUGGCAUCGACGUGGCAAAAAAACUUCUCGUCUUUGAGGUUGUGUCCUUCAGCUUCUUCCUCUUUUCCUCUCUAAUCGCUCAAGGCCUGAAACUGGCGAUCAAUUUGUUGAACAGCAAAGACGUGGAUGAGGCGUUCAGAGCCCAUAUUAAUCUAAACGUAUUGAGAUUUGGGAUGAUGGGUUCAGCGGUGGGGUCGGUGAUGGGUUGCAUCUUUUUGGUGCUUUCAAUGGUGAAUGUGAUUGAGAUUCGGUUGGGGAUGUUGUCUUGUGGGAGUAAGAGCGCGGUUCACGCGGUUACAGCAUUGGUCCUUCUGGUUUCUUCUGCUCUCUUAAUUUAUAUUUCCACUACUAUUUAUGCUUUUCUCCACUGAUUACUUUUACACAAGGGUUCUCAACUGUGAACUUGAACUAUGUGUGUAAGCUUGUGGAAAUGAAAUUAUGCUAUGAUCUGUUGGAGAAUAUAUGCUCACAGCUCAUUUUGGAUU